Zea mays is the source of this 2176-nucleotide messenger RNA. RefSeq lists its product as uncharacterized. The transcript is spliced from 10 exons. The record is from RefSeq and is a predicted model, not a curated record. The coding region runs from base 927 to 1964 and encodes 345 amino acids. Gene Ontology annotation, molecular function: protein binding. Lineage: Eukaryota; Viridiplantae; Streptophyta; Magnoliopsida; Poales; Poaceae.
UCAGGAGUCAGGACCCUUGUUUGCCUAUACGCUGCCAGCCUGCCUUUUCUAAGUUCUUCUUCCAUCGCUCCACCCCCACCCCCUUCUCUCUCGUAGCAACGUUUGGGGCGCCGUCGCUGCCGCUCUACUCGGGUGCCCAGGUCUUGUUCGGGCCCUUCGCCGGCGAGCCAGGGGACACUUUCUUUGGUAUGAGAGGAUCAAUGUCCAAUUAUUAUGAUGAUUACGACGACAUUGAUGAGAUUGAGGAUGACUAUGAUAUGGAUGAUCCUGCUGAUGACAUGGUAGACGAGCAGCGAGGGGUUAGGGAUUCUGAUGCGGAGGAUAAUGAUUAUGGACAACCAGUGUGUAUCCUUUUCUUUUUGUCAUAUAUUGAGUCUUCAAAACUUUUUUGAGAUAGGCUGAUAGGCAGGUAGAACGUUAUCGUCUGGUAGCUACAAGUUUGCAUCAUUUGAAUGCUGAUUUAGCAUAUCUCUUACAUAUCCUACAUCAACUACUUGCAACAGUAGCACAGCACGAAGCAAAUCAGUUAGAUAUUUAUUUGCCGCAUGAUGCACCAAUGUUACAUUGUUACCCCACAUGCUACUUGUACCAGUAGCACUAUAUGCUUUUCUCAUGUGCAAAUAUUAUUGUCUAGGUAGCAUGUAGUUCCGCUGAUGUAGUGAUGUACACCAAUGUUCUAGUUUUUCAUACUGCAUGUACUUGAUAGCUUCACACGUUGUCUGUUUUCUUUAAUAUAGAGUGAUGUCCUCAUACGGUUGCAAAAUAAUGACAAGAUCCCAGAUACUUCAUCAGCAGAUGCAAGAAAUGGAAGGGACAUUCAAGGAAUACCCUGGGAGCAGCUAAACAUAACCCGUAAAAAAUAUAGACAGUCCAGAUUAGAACAGUACAAAAAUUAUGAGAAUGUACCUAACUCUGGAGAAGAAGCUAUGAAGGAUUGCAAGCCAACAGAGAAAGGUGGAAUGUACUAUGAGUUCAGACGAAAUACUCGAUCGAUUAAGUCAACUAUUCUACAUUUUCAGCUUCGAAAUUUGGUAUGGGCUACGUCCAAGCAUGACAUCUACCUAGUAUCACAUUACUCAAUUCGUCAUUGGUCAGCAUUGAGUGGUGUCGAUACUGAACUUAUCAACGUCCAAGGACACGUGGCACCAAGGGAGAAGCAUGCAGGAAGUUUAUCAGAGGGUUUUUAUCAGACUCAAGUUAGUACCUUGGCAGUCAAGGACAAUUUACUGGUAGCUGGUGGGUUUCAAGGAGAGCUGAUCUGUAAACACCUUGAUCGGGAAGGUAUUAGUUUUUGCUGUCGAACAACUUAUGAUGAUAAUGCUAUUACAAAUGCGGUUGAGAUAUUUAAUACCUCUAGUGGCGCUGUUCACUUCAUCGCAUCAAAUAACGAUUCUGGUGUGAGAUACUAUGACAUGGAGAGAUUCCAGCUAUUCAAGCAUUUGCAGUUUGAAUGGCCAGUGAAUCAUGCUUCUUUGAGUCCUGACAGAAAGGUCGUUGUUAUUGUCGGUGAUGAUCCUGAUGGUCUACUUAUUGAUGCCAACUCUGGAAAGACACUCCAUUCCAUAAAAGGACAUCGGGACUACUCAUUUGCAUCGGCUUGGAGCCCUGAUGGGCGAACAUUUGCUACUGGCAACCAAGACAAGACAUGCCGAAUCUGGGACGCGAGGAAUCUCUCAAAAUCCGUCCAUGUGUUGAGGGGUAACCUUGGAGCCAUCCGGUCCAUCCGCUUCACCUCGGAUGGCCAGUUCAUGUCCAUGGCUGAACCUGCUGACUUUGUGCACGUCUACGACGUGAAGAGUGACUACAACAAAAGGCAGGAGCUGGACUUCUUUGGCGAGAUAUCCGGCACAUCGUUCAGCCCAGACACUGACGCGCUUUUCGUUGGCGUGUGGGAUAGGAUGUAUGGCAGCCUGCUUCAGUUUGGCCGCCUGUACAACUACUCGUAUCUUGACUCCGUGUUUUGAUGUGGAACCAAACGGAUGUUGGACUGUUGGGUUUGGUGUGCCGCGGUUCUCUGAAUGUUGUCAGCAUGAUUAGGCGGUUAUCCUUAUAUCAGGAUUUUAAGUUGACAAAGAUAAUUGAAUUAAUAAAUGUUGUACCGUGCCCGAUGUGUAUAUAUAAAAGAAAUGUAUACAUAUGCCUAUUCAGAUACCGAGUUGAGAUGUGACUUGGUCUA